AUGGGUCCUGGAGUGGGGCUGUGUGUGGGGCAGCAGGUAUUGAGUGUUGGACCCUUGGUCUUUCAGGGGCCGGUGACCUUCGAGGAGGUGGCUGUGUUUUUCACCAGGGAAGAAUGGGCUCUGCUGGACCCCACUCAGAGAGCCCUCUACAAAGAUGUCAUGCAGGAGAACUAUGAGAAUGUGACCUCGCUGGCAGGUGAUGCAAUGGUAUGUGAAAAAGAGGAGCAGAAUUCUCAGCAGGAAAAUGUUGAGCAAGUGGAUAAACACAGGGAAUUAUCGCAAAGACUGAAAAGGAAUGUGUCCACGAGUCAUGAGCAGGGACAAUCCUGUGAGAUUCAGCACAGACCAGAAAGACAGCAGGGAAACCAGCCACGGGAGAAAGUGGGUAAAUUUAUUUCCUGUCGGGGAACUCAGAAGGACAUCAAGGAAACCACAACACAGCAGGAAAUCUUCAGGGGCAAGAGAAAAAAUACAUGCACUGAAUGUGGGAAAAACGUACGUUACUACUCAGUCCUUAUAAAGCGUCAGAGAAUUCACACAGAUGAGAAACCCUGUGAAUGCAGUGAGCGUGGGAAAACCUUUAGUCAACACUCAAUCCUUGUUAGGCAUCAGAGAAUCCACACAUGGGAGAGGCCCUAUAAAUGCAGUGAGUGUGGGAAAAACUUCACUUGGAGAUCAGCCCUUUCUGAACAUGAGAGAAUCCACACAGGAGAGAGGCCCUAUGAAUGCCACGAGUGUGGGGAAAACUUCAUCCGCAGCUCAGACCUUUAUAAACAUCAGAGAAUCCACAUAGGGGAAAGGCCCUAUGAAUGCAGGGAUGAGUGUAGGAAUACCUUCUCUUGGCACUCAGCCCAUGUUAGCCAUCAGAGAAUCUGCAAGGGAGAUCAAGACCAUACAAACCUCUAG
This is a messenger RNA of Emys orbicularis (European pond turtle), 906 nucleotides long. RefSeq names its product zinc finger protein 3-like. The record is from RefSeq and is a predicted model, not a curated record. Bases 1 to 906 code for a protein of 301 amino acids. Gene Ontology annotation, biological process: regulation of DNA-templated transcription. NCBI's taxonomy places the organism in Eukaryota, Metazoa, Chordata, Testudines, Emydidae. The transcript is spliced from 4 exons.